This is a messenger RNA of Drosophila takahashii, 1218 nucleotides long. Its product is annotated as putative gustatory receptor 98d. Gene Ontology annotation, cellular component: axon; neuronal cell body; dendrite. Lineage: Eukaryota; Metazoa; Arthropoda; Insecta; Diptera; Drosophilidae. Gene Ontology annotation, molecular function: sweet taste receptor activity. The record is from RefSeq and is a predicted model, not a curated record. Gene Ontology annotation, biological process: male courtship behavior; chemosensory behavior; sensory perception of taste.
AUGGAAGCCAAUCGAAGUCGUCUGCUGACCACAGCACGUCCUUAUCUUCAGGUUUUCUCCCUCUUCGGUCUCACACCUCCGCCUGUGUUCUUCGACAGGACAUUGCACAGGGAACUGAGGCGUUACCUAAUGACAGGAUAUGUCUGCUUUGCUCUUGCCAUCCUUCUAUUGACCAUCUAUGAGUGCUAUGCCAACAUUAUAGCCCUGCAGCUUCAUAUUAAGAAGUUUCACGCCGAGGACUUCAGCCAAUUGAUGGGAAAAACGGCAAAGAUUAUUGUGGUAGUGAUGGCUGUGAGUAACCAACUUAACAUGCUGCUUAACUUUCGACGCCUAAAGGAAAUCUACGAGGAUAUCGCAGACCUAGAGGCGGAGAUAGAGGAUAAUUCCAGGUGCUUUGGUGGAAGACGACGAUGGUGGAGCUUCCGUUGCCGCUUGGCCUUCUGCAUUGGACUGUGGACAGUGCUACUUGUGGACCUGGCUCCUCGCUUAAUACUUGUGGGCCUGGGAUCCUUUCUCUACUGGGCCAACAAAUUUCUCACCGAGAUCAUACUGUUGAUGCUGCAACUUAAAGGACCGGAAUAUUGCCUCUUCGUGCUUCUCAGCUAUGAGUUGAUCCUUCGAGUGCGUCAUAUCCUCCAGCAGAUCCAGUUGGAACUCGAGGAUUGUAGUUGCAGUGACAGAAUUCAAGAGCUAUGUGCUAUCUUGAAGCGAAAUCAGUUGCUGAUUGGACGAGUCUGGAGAUUGGUGGGUGAGAUUAGCAAAUAUUUCACCGUAUCCAUGACGCUGCUGUUCCUCUACAAUGGACUCACCAUUCUGCACAUAGUCAACUGGGCCAUCAUAAAAUCCAUCACUCCAAUCGACUCUCAUCAAUAUAUGCGAGUUGGGGCCAGUAUUUUACUAUCAAUAAAUCUACUGCUGGCCUGCUUUUACAGUGAAUGCUGCAUUAGAGCUUACAAUAGCAUUCCAAAAAUUCUGCAUAAAAUAGGUGGUCAACCUGGGGCUAACGAAUUUGCAAUGCUUAAAAUGGGACUAAGGGAAUACUAUCUGCAAAUGCAACAUCUGAAGCUUCUUUUCACCUGCGGCGGAUUCUUUGACAUUAAUCUCAAAUACUUUGGAGGGAUGGUGGUUACUAUAAUUGGUUACAUAAUUAUUUUAGUUCAAUUUAAAAUUCAGGUUUUUGCGGAAUUAAAAUAUAACCAAAAUGUUGGAGAAAUUUAA